This is a messenger RNA of Oenanthe melanoleuca, 4435 nucleotides long. RefSeq lists its product as uncharacterized. Gene Ontology annotation, biological process: regulation of transcription by RNA polymerase II. The coding region runs from base 83 to 4435 and encodes 1450 amino acids. The record is from RefSeq and is a predicted model, not a curated record. The transcript is spliced from 14 exons. Gene Ontology annotation, molecular function: DNA-binding transcription factor activity; RNA polymerase II cis-regulatory region sequence-specific DNA binding. NCBI's taxonomy places the organism in Eukaryota, Metazoa, Chordata, Aves, Passeriformes, Muscicapidae.
GCCGCCGCCGCCCGGCCCCGAGCCCAGCCCCAGCCCCAGCCCCGGCCGCGGCCGCCGGGGCCCGGCCCAGCUCCGCGGGGCCAUGGCCGAGUGGGCGCCCGCCCAGGUGCAGGAGUGGAACAUGGAGGCCCCUCACCUGAUGCCGCUGCAGCCGCCGCUGCUGCCGGAGCGGGCGCACGUGCGGGAGGCGCAGCUCCACUCCGCCGAGGCCUCGCUCUGGACCGUGGUGGCCACGGUGCAGGCCAUGGAGAGGAAGAUCGACCUCCUGGCCACCCGCCUGCUCAGCCUGGAGGGCCGCUCUGGCACGGCCGAGAAGAAGCUGCUGGACUGCGAGAAGACAGCCAUGGAGUUUGGGAACCAGCUGGAGAGCAAGUGGGCCGUGCUGGGCACCCUCAUCCAGGAGUACGGGCUGCUCCAGCGGCGCCUGGAGAACGUGGAGAAUCUCCUGAAGAACAGGAACUUCUGGGUGCUGCGGCUGCCCCCCGGCCCCCGGGGUGAGGUCCCCAAGGUGCCAGUGACAUUUGUUGACAUCGCCGUCUACUUCUCGGCGGAGGAGUGGAAGAACCUGGAGGAGUGGCAGAAGGAGCUGUACAACAACCUGGUGAAGGAGAACUAUGAGGCUUUGCUGUCCCUGGAUGGGGCCCUGUCCAGGAGCGAGGCACAGCCCCGCAGUGAGCGCGGGGACGGGCCCUGUGUCCCUGAGCAGCGGGAGCUGGAGCAGAGGGAGCUGCCCCCGGACGCCUGCGCGGAGUCGCUGAUCUCCACCUCCGACAUCCUGUCCCGGAUCAAGCAGGAGGUGGCUUUCGUGGGGGAGCAGCAGUUCCCUGAGGAGCGGGGGAUGCCUCCAGACCCCUGUGCAGGCGCGGACGCCCUGAUCACAGCACACGACUUCUUGUCGUGGAUCAAGCAGGAGGAAGAGCCCUGUGUCCGGGAGCCCUGGGAGCUGCCCGAGAGGGAGAUGCUGCCCCCGGGCCCUGGUCCUGCCAGCGAGGGGCUGCUGGUGAAGACGGAGGAGCGGUGCCCCCACGCCGAGCCCCCCGAGGAGGUGGGUUUGCCGGGCAGCUCCGGGGAGCUGCUGUUCCCCGCCCCGGGCUUCGGGACCCCCGAGGGACAGGCGGCGGUGCCAGCGGCGGUGGCUCUGCCGGCGCAGCACAGACUGGGCAAAGCUCCGGGCCCCGAGCCGGGUCCCGAUACCGGGAGCGUCCCCGCGGCGCCGCCGGGCCCCGCCGAGGAGCGGCCGCACGGAUGCGCCGAGUGCGGGAAGAGCUUCAGCGGCAAGAAAAGCCUGCGGAUCCACCAGCGCAGCCACGCGGCCGAGCGGCCCUACCCGUGCGCAGAGUGCGGCAAGAGCUUCAAUUGCCACUCGGGGCUGGUGCGGCACCAGAUGAUCCACCGCGGCGAGCGGCCCUACAAGUGCUCCGAGUGCGGCAAGUGCUACAGCCGCAAGGAACACCUGCAGAACCACCAGCGGCUGCACACCGGCGAGCGCCCCUUCGCCUGCGCCCAGUGCGGCAAGAGCUUCAUCCGCAAGCAGAACCUGCUCAAGCACCAGCGCAUCCACACCGGCGAGCGCCCGUACCAGUGCCCCGCCUGCGGCCGCAGCUUCCGCUACAAGGAAUCGCUCAAGGAUCACCAGCGGGUGCACAGCGGCGACGGGCCGCUGACGUGCACCUACUGCGGGAAGGACUUCCGAGACCUCUCCAAAGCCAUCCGCCACCAGCGCAUCCACACCGGGGAGAGGCCCUACCAGUGCACCGAGUGCGGCAAGAGCUUCAUCCGGCGGGACCACCUGCUCAAGCACUGGCGGGUGCACACCGGGGAGACCCCCUACCAGUGCCCCGUCUGCGGCAAGCACUUCCGCUACAAGGAGUCCCUGAAUUGCCACCAGAAAAUCCACUCCCGCAACCCGCGGCCCGGCGAGGAUUCCCAGCACAACCUGGGCUCGGCGGGCACCCAAACCGACCAUUUCUGCGUGAAGAAAGAGACUAAGCAUGCCACCCUGUCCCCGCAGUCCCGGCGCGGGCGGUGCCGUGAGGGGGCCCCGACGGGGCGGGGCGCUGAUGCCGUGGGGCCGCCAGGGGGCGCUGUGCGACGCGCGGCCGCCCCGCUCCGCCCCGCUCGGCGCGCGGUCCGGCGGCGGCAGCGCCCCCUGGCGGCGCGGCGGGGCAGCGGCGCGGCCGGAGCGCCGGACCCGGACCCGGACCCGGAGCCGCGCUCGGUGUCGGAGCCGCCGCCGCCGCCCCCGCCCCGCCGCCUCCGCCCGCCGGGCCCCGCGCCGCCCCCGCCCCGCCCCCGCCGCGCCGCGCCCCCGCCCCGCCGCGCCGCCCCGCGCCCAGCCCGAUGCCCGGCGGCGGGCGGAGGUGAAGCAGCGAGCGGGCGCUGGAUCCUCCCGGCCGCGGCCCCCGGGGCCCCGGGCACGGAACAAAGGGCCAUGGCCGAGGGGGCCCCCGCUCAGGCGCCGGAGCCGGUGCGGCCGCCGCGCUGCCCCUCGCCGCUGCGGCCAGCGGCCGGCCCCGAGCGCACCUCGGAGCGGGAGACGCAGACGGCUGAGCUGUCCCUGACCGUGGUGGCGGCCGUGCAGGCGGUGGAACGGAAGGUGGAUUCCCACUCCACCCGCCUGCUCGACCUGGAGGGUCGGACGGGGAUGGCGGAGAAGAAGCUGAUCGAUUGUGAGAAGACGGCGGCGGAGCUGGGGACUCAGCUGGAGAGCAAGUGCGCGGCGCUGGGCACCCUCAUCCAGGAGUACGGGCUGCUCCAGCGGCGCCUGGAGAACAUGGAGAACCUGCUGAAGAACAGGAACUUCUGGAUCCUGCGGCUGCCCCCGGGCAGGAAGGGGGAAGUGCCCAAGGUGCCGGUGACCUUUGAUGAUGUGUCCGUCUAUUUCAAUGACAAGGAGUGGGAGAAGCUGGAGGAGUGGCAGAAGGAGCUCUACAAGAAUGUGAUGAAGGGGAACUACGAGUCUCUGAUCUCCCUGGACUAUGCAAUUUCCAAACCUGGUGUUUUGUCUCAGAUCGAGCAAGGGGAGGAAGCGCGGGGCAGGAAUGAGCAGGACCUGGAAGAGAGUGAGAUCAUUACUGAUGCCACGGCAGCUGGAAUAAGGGUUGUGAUCAAAACGGAGGAGCUCCUUCCUGAAGACAGCCCCGAGAACCCCGAGCUGCACGGGAUGUCGGGGCAGUCUGAGGGCAGCUUCCAGAGCCCAGAUGAGGAGGCAGCCUGUGAGAGCCCCUAUGGCUCUGUGUCCCCACCCAGGGACCUCCCAGGGACCAGCCUGGGGGACUCAUCUGAGUACGGAGCCGACUACAACGAGAUCCAGAGGGUCAUCGUGCACCACGGCAGCUGCACAGAGGAUGGCAUCGUGAUCAAGACGGAGGAGGAGGAGGAGGAGGAGGACGACCCCGACGCGCUGGAGCCGUGCGCCAUGUUCUCGGGGCGCAGCGAGCCGCCGGCGUUCCCCGGGCACGAGGCGGGGCUGGGCUGCGAGGCGCAGUGCAGCUCCAAGGCGCAGCCCCGCAGCCUGGCCCGCGUCAGGAAAGCCUCGGCCUGCGACAGGGACUCCGGGGACAUGAAACCGGCCGGCGGGCAGCAGCGCAACCGGACGCGGGAGAGACCCUACAUCUGCCCCGAGUGCGGCAAGAGCUUCAUGCUCAAGAUCAACUUCAUGAUCCACCAGCGCAACCACCUCAAGGAAGGGCCCUACGAGUGCCACGAGUGCGACCUCAGCUUCCGCAACAAGCAGCAGUUCCUGCUGCACCAGCGCAGCCACACGCGCCGCGGCGUGGGGGUCCCGCGGCGCCCCGAGCACGGCCUCAAGCCGCCGGCGCGGCCCCCGCCCCCGGGCAAGCCCUACAAGUGCUCCGAGUGCGAGAGCAGCUUCAGCCACAAGUCCAGCCUGAGCAAGCACCAGAUCACGCACGUGGGCGAGCGGCCCUUCACCUGCGGCGAGUGCCGGCGCAGCUUCCGCCUGCAGAUCAGCCUGCUCAUGCACCAGAGGAUCCACGCCGGCAAGAACGAGAUGGCUUUCCUGUGCCCCCAGUGCGGCAAGAACUUCACCCGGCCCUCCCACCUGCUGCGGCACCAGCGGACUCACACCGGCGAGCGGCCCUACCAGUGCAGCCAGUGCGAGAAGACCUUCAGCGAGAAGUCCAAGCUGACCAACCAUUACCGCAUCCACACGCGGGAGCGCCCGCACGCCUGCGCCGUCUGCGGGAAGGGCUUCAUCCGCAAGCACCACCUCCUGGAGCACCAGCGCAUCCACACGGGCGAGCGGCCCUACCACUGCAGCGAGUGCGGCAAGAACUUCACGCAGAAGCAUCACCUCCUGGAGCACCAGCGGGCGCACACCGGCGAGCGGCCCUACCCCUGCACCGAGUGCACCAAGUGCUUCCGCUACAAGCAGUCGCUCAAGUACCACCUGAGGACGCACAUGGGAGAGUGA